Mugil cephalus (flathead mullet) is the source of this 4529-nucleotide messenger RNA. It is a transcript of the gene vstm2a, whose product is annotated as V-set and transmembrane domain containing 2A. The coding region runs from base 530 to 1240 and encodes 236 amino acids. The transcript has 5 exons. The record is from RefSeq and is a predicted model, not a curated record. Lineage: Eukaryota; Metazoa; Chordata; Actinopteri; Mugiliformes; Mugilidae.
AAUAUCUAUCUGGAUUCAAAGUGCGUUUGUCAACAUAAAACUAUUAAUUAUGUGUUUAUCUUUCAUCUGAGCCUUCCAGGUUAGUGCAAAGGGUCGGGUGAGGACUAGAUUCGCAGAGGUGUGGAGUGCGUGGAUGCCACAGUGAUCCACUAGACUGACGUCUCUCCGGUAGCGCAGAAGAACACCGCAGCCCGGUUAUUUCGCAGACUUCAGUACAGCCAAGCAGUCGACAGUCUCUCCCCGCACAGAGAGACACACGGAGAGAGAGCGAGCGAGAGAGAGCUCGAGAGAGAAAGACGGAGGGAAAAAAGGGGAAAAAACAGAACUUCAGCAACGACAAGCUGUAGUUUUCCAGCAUGUUCAACCUUCGGAAAUCUCCGUUUAAACAAUCUCGCCCAGCGACUGUUUGAUUUUGCAGCCGGGUUGGCUAUUUUAUUUGGAAAGAUUCGUAUUUUUGCCUCCUUCGGCUGAUGUAAAGAAAGAAAAAAAAGAAGCAGCAGCAGCAGAAGAAGAAUCAAUCUAUAUUGGAAUGAUGUGGACCUCUCAUGACACUGUUGGAUUUGUUUUCUUAGCCGGAUUUUGUGUUCAAUUCGGAUUCUCCUUUGAAGGUCGCUUCACGGAUCUGCCCUCGAACAUGACGGUUAAAGAGGGACAAAACAUAGAAAUGGCGUGCGCUUUCCAGAGCGGAACCGCGUCUGUCUAUUUGGAGAUCCAGUGGUGGUUCGUGAAAGCGCCGGAGCCCACUGACAGCGAGGAGGACGUCGAUGCCCAAGAGAUGCAGAUGAUACCAGAGCCCGAUCCUGACGAUGAAGGGACAAAAAUAAGUACAGUGAAAGUCCAGGGCAACGACAUCUCGCACAAACUGCAGAUCUCCAGAGUCGGCAAGAGCGAUGAGGGACUGUACGAGUGCAGGGUGACGCGAGCCAACUACGGGGAGAUUGUGGAGUACAAAGCCCAAGCCUGGCUGAAGGUCAAUGCCACUGCCAGGCCCCGGCGACCACCACAGCCUCCCAAGAAGAGCUCCCCGCUGCACCUGACAGACAAGAAGCCGAGAAAGUCCAGCUCCUCUCUGGGCCAGGACAGCAUGAGUUCAGACCAGAGGGUGGCCUCGACCUCCACCUCUCACACAUCAUCCAAUACAGAUAAACACAACCCCGGCUCAGGUACAAGAAUAUCGUGCAGCUAUGGACUGGCUGUCCUCCUUCUGGCGUGUGCUGUGGUGAGAGAUGCCUUGUUAUAAUUCCAGGAACUGACGUGGAUUGCACCCAGAUCUCGCCCUCUCUUUCUCCCGGUUUGCUGUCGAGGCGAACGCGAAAAAAUUGCCUGUUUUACUCCCCAUCCCUCCAGCCCGCCCACCGCUCACCUCCUGCUCCCCUCUCCUCCACUGCCACCUCUUCCUCCUCCUCCUCCUCCUCCUCCUCCUCCUCCUCCUCCUCCUCCUCCCCCCCUCCAUGCAGACAGCACAGUCGGCCAUCUCAUUUCCCAGCCACUACCGCCCUUGCACCCAGCACACUGUUAUUAGCCACUGUCAGCACCGGUCACAUUCAAAGCGGUCAGAUUACCUUUUUUGUACAGACGUCAACUCGACACCAUCCCAGGUGUGAAAACUGGACUCUGUAUCUUGUUGGACGUCACGGAAGAAUGACUUUCUUAUGGUUUCGCCGUUCCAGUUUAUGUGUUCAUUGCUCAAAAGUGAACAAGAAAAAAAGAGGAGAAUCUAUAUUUGUGUAAUAUAUAAGAUCCUAGAUAUAUAUCUGUUUUAUUUGAAGCACCUAGACUAACUGUAUGUGCUGUAUACAUAGCUGCCACCUCCCAUACUGGCCAUGGAACUUCAUUGUGAAUAGGUACUAUAGCCCUCUGAAAAAGAAGAGUGAAAUGCAUAUGUUCAUUUAGACUGUUAAAAGUGAACAACCAGGUUAGAAAGGUUAAAAAUUCAUCAUUUUGUGUUCUUAUUAUUUUUCUGUUAGUUGUAUUGGCCACGCAAAUUUCCAAUUAUCGUCAUUUUUUUAACACUUUGUCAGUCAAACAUACGGAUGUGCAUGCUUAUUGGUCUGAAGGCUUAAAAGAAAGGAAAAUGCAUUACAACAUUAUGAGUCAACAUUUUGGAGUUCAGUGUUACAACAUGUUGAAUUUAGCUUUAUUUUAAUGUGCUAGCUUCAGUGUGGAAAAAAAAAGAAACAAACGAGCAAAAAACCACAAAAAAACAAAUUGUCCCUUUGUCAUUUUAAUUUGUAUUGCAUCCUCAGUAGGAAUAAAACAAAACAAAACAAACAAAAAAAAAAAAAAAAAACAGGACGCUACAAUUUAUGACUCAUUUUGAAGAUUCUGAUAUGUGACCGACGGUCAUCACUUUUUAAUGGACAUGCUUCAGUUGCUGUGCACCUCCCUGGUAUGUGUCAUCAUUAUAGGAGAUGCUGAGCGUUUACGCUCGCUGGAUGACGAGUAGAGUCUGUAUUAUGUUGUUCUCUAAAACACGCACAUUUGCACAUUUACACAUUUACAGAUAGACAUGUGAUUCAGUUAAAGAGGGUGGACUCAACGUAUGUAUGUAUGUAUAUAUGUAUACACACAUAUAAACAUACAUACAUAUACAGUAUAUAUGCCCCAUGUUUGGAGAGAUAUGCUCCUUCUCAGAUCUCAUAGUAAUAUUUUUUUAGCCUUGUUUUCAGAUGAUAUAUUGUAGAGAUUUUUAUUCACGCCGAGCAUUUAUGAGCAAAACGCUUUGACAAUCUGACACAAACACGGGGCGGAGGAGAAGGCCGGUCCCACCGUGGACACACACCCUCUGUGGUUAGGUCAUCAGCGUCUUUUGUUGUUGUUUACUUUUGAGCCGUAGGGUAAACUGCACACCGUCCAUCAGAUUAAGCAGACGUUCCACGUCAAACUUAAAUAUUUAUGAAUAAAACCGAGCAGCGGAUUUACGUCUCGGGAGAAAUAAAAAGACGCUGUAAGUGAAUGUUACCCACCGUGAAUAUCAUGCCCUGCAAUGAGAUCAGUGCUUUCUUUUUACAGACACUGGCUCAGUUUGAGGGAGGUGGUUAAUCGUGAAGCAUGAUUAUUUACUUCUUCAUUUGUCCUGUGGUAUAAUCUAACAUUCACACAUGCUGCAACAUACAGGUGUAAUUUGCAAUAAUUACCGUGCGUUUUCUAAAAACAAAAGUGCUCGCCUCACUUGGAGCUUUUAUUCCGCUUUGCAGACAAAGCAGCCCCCCCCUCCCACACACACACACACACACACACACACACACACACACACACACACACACACACACACAUACACACCUCCCUGUAAAGUUGUACUGCAUUCCCUAAGAAUGGUGGAGUGAAAGUCGUUGAGGCUCAGAGGAUGACAGAGCGUGUGAUGGGAUGAGACCAGAGACAUCUCCUGGUCUACAGGGUCCAGGCAGAUUUAUGGUGUGAUGGAGGGUAUCCAUGUCCAAAUAGCUCCAUUGUGUCUCUGGACAGUUGAUCUAAUUUCAGUGUCACAUACAGUACAUACCACUCUGCUGUGAUGGGGGUGGCUGACUGUUUUUGGAAUGAGACAUGCUGUGUAAUAUAAGUCCGUUUGCAGGGGGGGAAGAGUCCAUCUUAUUUUUAAAAAAAAACGAAAAAAAAUCUAUUGAGAAUGAGAUUUGGUUACCGAUUAAGUGCGACCAAGCACUUUCUUUUUUCCUUUUUUUUUCUUGAGCGAGUGUGCACAGUCUGGAGUGGACACUUGGUCCCGAUCCUCAUGUAAAAAGCAACAGAUCUGUACAACUUGUAAAUGAAAUAAUCAGCAUGUUAACAUUUUCUUUUUUCUAAAAAAAAAAAAAAAAAAGAGUCCACCUAAAAAGGCAGAGGCCAGUGAUGUUCUGUACUUGUAACAAUGGUGUCAUGUAUUCAUAUUCAAGUGUUAACAAGUCCAAAGUGGGUUUUCAUCUCAUCAAAAUGAACUUGGGUAAAAUGUAUUUGACAAAAAAAGGAAAAAUCUCUCUCUCCAUAUAUAUAUAUAUAUAUUAAAAACAUGUCUUUAAUAAAGCUUUCAUCUGAAUCUAAGGGACUCGCUUGAUCGUAGGUCCUUGUAAUGUACUGAAUAACAAAGAAGGAGAGAUUGGAGCAAUGACUGAUAUGAUAUUGUGAUCAGAAUGAUGAAAAAAUGACACUUAGUUUGGGUUUUGACGGAGGCUGAAAUUGUUCCAAUGCAAUGUGGCCUCUGUUACCAAAGAGGAGAACAGUUCGAUGGCUUGAGGAGGAGUUCCUUCAUCCAGGGAUUUGAGAAACACCACACAGCCAUUAUUAUUUUUUUCUUCCCGUUCCGUUUUAUAUGCCACGCUACUCAUCCACUCUAGAUGUAUUUGUUUCUUCUAAUGUAUUUCAUUUCAAUGCAGUCCUGUCUGUUUGUUGAGCUGUCAAAAAUUCUGAUGAAUUCUGAUUUUCUUUUUCUUUGGUAUUGUGUGAGGCUUCUGUACUGGAACAUUGCAACAGUUUGUAUUAUAAUGACGAUAUCAGAAUAAUAUUUAAAUAAACCAUUUUCACAGAUGAAAUUCAAA